Molecule: messenger RNA, 1818 nt
Organism: Blepharisma stoltei
Lineage: Eukaryota; Ciliophora; Heterotrichea; Heterotrichida; Blepharismidae
Source: the annotation of a GenBank genome assembly
AUGGGCUGUUGUGGGUCGAAUGCUCCUAUUGAAAUUGUAUCAGACGACGAAAGGAUUAUUUUCCUCAAGCAGCUCGAAAUGGGAUUGCAUACCUCUAAAGCUGUAAACCUUGUAAGUCAAUUCGCUGCUAAAGAAAACCAAGGUUUUAUCACUAUUGCAGGUCUAAAAGAAGUUUUAGCAUCGCUAAAAAUCGACUCCUCUUUUCUCUCCUUUCCUACAAACCCAUUCAACUCUUUUUAUAGGUCUAUUGGCAACAGUGAACAAAUCGACGCGAAAAAGCUGAAAAUUGUUUGUGUUCUUCUUGGACUCGGCUCUGAGGAGGAAAAAGUCUCACAGCUCUACAAAAUUUAUAUAGCUGACGAAAUGAAUAAGGUAGAGUCAGCUCAGCUUCCUGCAAUGGAUAUUGCGAAGUUUGAACUAAUGAUAAGAGAUGUUUUCGCAACUGCUAUUAAGAUGAUUUGGGUAGCUCAAGGAGAUGAUGAAGAAACAAUCAGUAAAAGCAGGCUUAGGAUUUACGAAACAAAAUUAGUGGCUUCUUUGUGGCUGGCGUUAGGGCUAGUUAAAAGAACGACAGUGAUGGCAGAAAGUAGUAUAAGCUUAGAAGAUCUAAAAACAAAAGCUAAAAACUUACCUGCAGGGCUAAAAACAUUGAUAGAUCCAUAUCAAAUUCGUCAAUUUUUACUCAAACAGUACAGGCCUUUUGACAUCAAAAACGCAGCUCAAAUCUUUGAGUCUAAAAUAAAAUCCAUUUUAGAUAAAAAUGAAGAAGAGUCUGAAGCAGUUGUCGCAGAUACUGCAAUUUUAUUAAACUCUGGUCAGCCAUCAGAAAAACCCAUUGAUCUUAAUAAACCAUUCACCUGUGACAGUGGCCAUGCUUUAGCCUGGGCAAAUGAUGUCCCAUUCCAUUAUAAAGAAAUCUCUGGAACUUGGAUGAUAUUUUGCAAUCUCUGUGGAAAAAAUUUUUCGACGGGCUGCUGGCAUUGCCGAGACUGCAAAUAUGACGUGUGUGAAGAAUGUGGAUUAGCAAAAAAUAUGACCCCGCCUAAGUUGCUGUGCUCUGAAUCAAAAGAGCUGCAAUGGAGAUGUGACGUAGUCUCAUACUAUUUAACCAAUUAUGGUUCCACUUCAUAUUCAUGUAACGAAUGCCAGGGGAUAGGUGAUGAUGCUCAUUGGCACUGCAGGACUUGCCUUUAUGACCUCUGCAGAAAAUGUGGGACUAAGCAUGGCUAUAAGUACCCGAGAUUGGAUAUGACAUGCAGAAAAAACCAUCGUUUGGCAAUUGAAAAUAAUAUAGUAGAGAUUUAUCAGACAAAAUAUGGCGGAUUUCCAAGAUGUGAUGAAUGCAGAGCACCUAUAAAUUCAGCUUGCCAACACUGCAAUGAAUGCGAUUAUGACUUGUGUGACUCCUGCUCUAGCUAUUAUAGCGGACCUAUUGGCCCUCAUCCAGGGUUUUUGUGUCCAGAAGAACACAUUUUGCAUUAUGCUGAUAGUUGCUCAUACUAUGAGUCUAUAGGUAAGCCAAAAUCCUUUAUGUGCAAUGGCUGCAAACUGACUAAAGCUGAAGAGUGUUUUCACUGCAGAAAAUGCUGCUUUGAUCUAUGUAAUGACUGCGCUGAUAGCUUAGCUCUUCAUCUGUCUUCGCCUUAUACAAAGAAAUGCGAGAAUGACCAUCUGCUGCGCUGGAACAAUAAAUCGUCGAAAAAUUAUUCAGGAGGUGCAUAUAGCUGCAAUGAGUGUGGAGAAAUAUUUUCAAAGGUCGGGUCAUUUAAUUGCGCUGAGUGCUCUUAUGAUAUUUGCAUUAGAGAUAUGAAUAAAUAG